Molecule: messenger RNA, 3005 nt
Organism: Bursaphelenchus xylophilus (pine wood nematode)
Lineage: Eukaryota; Metazoa; Nematoda; Chromadorea; Rhabditida; Aphelenchoididae
Source: the annotation of a GenBank genome assembly
AUGAUUACACCGAAAAUCGACCCAGUCUUGAUUUUGGACGAGCGCGGCACCCUGAAAGCGGCCGAUCAGGCAUCCAGAGUCGAGAAAUCGAAUGUUGUUUUUGCCCACAAAACCCGGCAUUUAGUCAUCAUUCUCACAACACUCUGCUUGACCUGCGUUAUCAGCAACUCGUUGGCGUUGAAUUUCACUGUGAUUUGUAUGUUCAAAGAGGAUGAUGGGACGUGGAAUUCGACCGGUAAGUCGGUUAAUUAAGCCCUUGGUAUAGUAUUGGUAUUUUUAUUGUUCUGUCUGGAAAAUAAUGAUCGAAACGUGGCGGCGCUAAUCGCGUCGCUGAAGUGAAAAAAAAAUUUUUGAUUUUGCCGCGACACAGUUCACUUUCGAUGCGAGAGAGGGUGCUCAUUAUUUUCCCGACAGACAUAUCAUUUUCAUAAAGUGCAUGGACAUCUGUCGUGUCCCACACCGUGCACAAAAGAACCUCCGUUCUGCACCGUGCAUUUCACUUUUUUUGGUGUUGGCACUGUGCGACGGAGUGCUCGUUAUUUUCCCGACAGACUGAUGCUAAUAUUUAUAUAAAGAAAACUGCUUGUUACUAGCAAAGAUCUUGAAAUUUUCCCUCUUUCCAGACCUCGACAAGACCGGUCAUCCGCCGUUGUUGUACAGCGAGCUGCAGCAAAGCUGGCUGUUCUCGGCCAUUGCCAUCGGCACGUUGGUGGGGACAAUACCACUGACUGUCUUCACAAAUCGAUUUGGAAUGAAGUAAGCACACUCUGUAUGCAAAAUUUUAGAAAUACGAUUUUUGCUUUUCGAGAAUUUGCCUUAUAAAUUUUCCCAUUUUCAGACUGCUAUUUACAAUUUAUGGAGCCAUAUCCGCCAUCGCAACACUAAUUCUGCCAGCGGUUGUGUCGCUAGGCUUCUAUCCAGUCCUAUUUCUUCGAUUUCUGCAGGUAAUUUUAUUGCUCAUGACAUUAGUCAUCAUCUUCUCUAUCUUUACUUUUAGGGCUCUGCAGUAGCCACCUCUUUCCCCGCGAUGGGCUCAGUAAUCGCUGAAUGGGCGACGUUGAAAAAGUCCGGAACCUUUGUAGCCAUCGUCUCCGGCCAUCUUCAGCUCGCUCAAAUCUUCACCAUGCCGGUGGCGGGCGCACUAUGCGAGAGUUCGCUGAGUUGGCCGGCUCUCUACUACCUUCAAGGAGCGAUUACUGUAGUGUGUUUUGUUGUUUUCUGGUUCUUUUAUGAGGACACCCCCUCGGUUCAUCGAAAUGUCAGCGAAAAGGAGCUCACAACACUGCAGAAGAACAAGGUUGUGCGGGUGCUGGAGGAGAAUGAGGUCGACAAAACGCCGUACAAGGCGAUUCUGACGGACCGACCGGUCAUUGGAGUGCUUUGCUCGUCGUUUGGAGCGACUGUUGGCUUUCAGUUCUUCUUCCAAUAUGGUCCGGUUUAUUUGAAUCAGGUAAAUGAUCGACGAAAUUUUGUCUAAACGGAGGUCCUAUCAGUCUGUCGGGAAGAUAAUAAGCACUCUGCACGUCAAUCGAAAAUAGAAGAAAAAAUUUCCCGCCCCUUUUUGGUGAUUCGUUCAAAACGAAAUGUCGCUGUCCGAUAAAACGCAUUUUCUUAUCUUUCUUCUUCCUUUUCGAGAAAAAGCAAUUAUUUCGGGCGAGAAAAAGUGCCGAUAAUUUCGUGACAUUACGUCUCUCCUCUCUUUUAAACCAAUGAAAACGAUACGAAGUUUCGAAACGGUUCAGGAAAUGCGCUGGAUUGACGUGCUCUGUCGCAUUGAAAAUCGCAUCGCCGCCAGGAAAACGAAUUGUGUCGAGGGAACAUCAAAUUUCUUUUAACUUCAGCAACGCGAUCAGCGCAGCGACAUAGCGCUCAUUAUUUUCCCGACAGACUCAUCAUACCAUAAAGUCCGUAGAAUUUUUUUCGCCGACAUCGCGGGUGUGAUCGCCGAAAAGUGCAUGUCGCUAGUGCAAAAACGGGAAGUCGCAGCGGCGAGGGCGAAAAAACGUACUGUGCAAAUUCUACGUACUUUAUGUCGCGACUAGUAUUGCCAUUCUCUGUGUUAAGACAAGGAGCAGCAAAAAUUCUAUGACAUUUCAUCUUCCAAGCCGUAAAAAUUCUGAGUCAAAACUAGCUGUAUAAUUCCCUUUAUGGAAAAGAAAUACCGGUUGCAACAUGUUGUACUCUCCCCCUCCACUCAUCUUCCUUCCAUUUCAGGUUCAAGGAUUCGACGUUACGGACACAGGAUUCGCCGCGGCCCUGCCCUUUAUCCUAUCCUUGAUCGUCAAGUUCAUGCUCGGCCCUUGCAGCGACAGUGUGCCGUACGUCAGCGACAAAGCGCGCGUCAUUUUGUUCGCCUCCAUUUCGCAGUACUCGAUGGCCGCGUGCUUCUUCGCGUUGGCGUUUUUGCCGCCCUCGCAGCAGGUCCUGUCGCAGAUCUUCUUCACCGCCGCCAUCGUGUUCAGCGGCUUGAAUGCGGUGGGCGUCACGAAGAGCUGUCAGUUGGUAAGGGAAUGCGAGAAUCGAAGAGCUUGUUCUUUAGAUUUCCGGCAGAUUCGUCCACUUCCUCAUGUCGCUGAACAUGUUCAUAUUCAGCAUCGUGGUCCUGCUUAUUCCAUUCUUGGUGGCCGUGUUUGCGCCCAAUGGAAAUGCCGAGGAGGUGAGUGGAACAAAUGAUGACAAAACCCUACAAGAUAUUGCCAACUCUGAAGUUCAUUUUUCAGUGGGCUCGUCUUUUCAUCGGCACCGGGAUCUUGGUUGUAGUCGUUACAACAAUCUUCAACUUCACAGCUGAAGUCACUAUUCGACCUUGGGCCGACAACCCUGCGCCUUCCGCGAACGCUCCACCUCCGGAAGUGUUCGAGCUGAGCGCGAAUGAGUUGCGCAACAAGGAGAAGGUGGGGCAGGUCCUGCAGGCCAAACGAUUGUCCAUUCAAAGCAACUCGAGUCAGCUGCGCCAGCUGGGACAAGCGCAGGCCAAGAGAUUGUCCAUUUAUUCCGUGGAUUAA